ACAAGGUCCACAACCCAGUCUUUUAAAAAUUAUUAUUGGGGCAUUUUCUGAUUCCAGAUUCCCCCCUUUUUCCUUAUUGCCUUCUCUUUAUAAAGCGGUGCUCCUGGGCCUUGCAUGUGUUCAUCGCUCUCGGCUCUCUGUUUUCUGUCUGUCUAGUGUCUAAAAACAACUACUCUUUCUCCUCUUGAUUUCUUAUAUUAAUUGUUCCCGUGUCAAUACUUGCGAGAUCUCCCCAUGGCCCCUAGCUUGAUCAAAGGAUCCACUGACCUUAUUGGGUUCGUAGACGACGGCCAUCCGUCAUCAGUUACCCUUGAAGGGUCGCAUUUUACGGCCAACGGACACCCCAUCCUCACCGAUGUCCCUUCGAAUAUUAUAGCCACUCCAUCUACAGACAAGGCAACAAACACGGUCGGUUGUUACGUGGGUUUUGAUGCCGAAGAAACGAAGAGUAGGCACGUCGUCUCCCUUGGCAAACUCAGAGGUAUUAAGUUCAUGAGCAUCUUUAGAUUCAAAGUCUGGUGGACGACGCAUUGGGUGGGAGACAAAGGCAGCGACAUGGGUGCCUUUAUCAGGGACUUGAAGGAGACGUUCAAGAGCAUAGAGUACGUAUAUGUGUGGCACGCAUUGUGUGGCUACUGGGGUGGGAUUCGUCCCCAUGUCCCAGGGAUGCCUGAAUCCAGGGUCAUAGCCCCUAAGCUCUCUCCCGGGUUGCAGAUGACCAUGGAAGAUCUGGCCGUCGAUAAGAUUGUCAACAACGGUGUGGGAUUGGUCCCACCUGAGAUGGUUCAACAGAUGUACGAGGGGCUUCACUCACAUCUACAGUCCGUCGGAAUUGACGGGGUCAAGAUGGAUGUAAUUCAUCUGCUAGAGAUGUUGUGCGAGGACUACGGCGGUAGAGUGGAGCUAGCCAAGGCUUACUACAACGCCAUAACGGAGUCGGUGAGGAAACAUUUCAAGGGCAACGGUGUUAUUGCAAGCAUGGAGCACUGCAACGACUUCAUGUUCCUCGGAACUGAGGCCAUCUCACUUGGCCGCGUCGGAGACGAUUUUUGGUGCACUGAUCCGUCUGGCGAUCCAAACGGUACAUUCUGGCUGCAAGGGUGUCACAUGGUGCACUGCGCGUACAAUAGCUUAUGGAUGGGGAACUUCAUACACCCUGAUUGGGAUAUGUUUCAAUCCACCCACCCCUGCGCAGAAUUCCACGCUGCUUCCAGGGCGAUUUCUGGAGGGCCCAUUUACGUGAGUGACUCCGUCGGACAGCAUAACUUCCGGUUGCUUAAGAGCCUGGUGCUCCCCGACGGGUCGAUUCUCCGGUGCGAUUUCUACGCACUUCCAACCAGAGAUUGUCUCUUUGUAGAUCCACUGCAUGAUGGGAAGACAAUGCUCAAGUUAUGGAACCUUAACAAGUUCACUGGAGUAUUGGGAGCAUUUAACUGCCAGGGAGGAGGUUGGUGCCGUCAAGCUCGGAGAAACAAGUGUGCCUCCGAAUUUUCUCAUGUCGUGUCGGGUACGAUUAACCCGAACGAUAUUGAAUGGACAAACGGAAAGAAGCAAAUUUCCAUUGAAGGGGUACAGGUGUUUGCUGUUUAUAUGUUUCAGGAAAAGAAAUUGGUGCUCUUGAAGUCGUGGGAGCAGGUGGAGAUUUCAUUAGAGCCUUUUAAUUUCCAGCUUCUCACAGUUUCUCCGGUGAAGUUAUUAUCCAACCAAAUCCAAUUUGCUCCUAUUGGAUUAGUUAACAUGCUUAACACUGGUGGUGCCAUUCGUUCACUGGACUUCAAUAACGAGACAAACUCGGUUCGAAUUGGAGUGAGGGGAACCGGAGAGAUGAGGUCGUUUACAUCAGAAAAACCAAAAGCUUGUCUAAUUGAUGGUGAAGAGGUACCAUUUACAUAUGAAGAACACAUGGUUGUGGUUCAAGUUCCAUGGUCUACUUCUUCUGACUUAUCUGUAAUUGACUAUCAGUUUUAGAAUCAGGGGGUGGGGAUCGGAUCCACCAAAAUGGAUUGGUGUUUGAAUUUUAUGGAACCAACUAUAUAUGUAAUCUUAAAUAAUCUCUUAACUCUUAGUUAUUAUAUUAUGUUGUGCAUUGUGCAAUAACUUGUAUUCAUUUUUCACAAAACUACCGACUAUGAUGCCCGAAAACUUGUAAUGAAUCAAUAAACUAGUAUGAUCAUCAUUUUGUUUUCAA
Nelumbo nucifera (sacred lotus) is the source of this 2188-nucleotide messenger RNA. NCBI's taxonomy places the organism in Eukaryota, Viridiplantae, Streptophyta, Magnoliopsida, Proteales, Nelumbonaceae. The record is from RefSeq and is a predicted model, not a curated record.